AUGACGGGCAAUGCCUUUACCGUCGUCUACGUGGACCGCAAGGCCCCCAUGACAGGCUUCCUGAGCAGCAAGGAUCUUGAUGGAUGGAAACAAGAGCAUGCCUCUAAUGAGACCGAUCACAAUAUUCGCACAAUCAUGUCUGCCUUUGGACAAGCCCACAUCUGCGCUGACGGCGUGUCCUGCUUGACGACCAUUGCACAACUCGACGAACCGCGCAAUCCUAACCCGAUCGUCCUACUCCUCGAUAUGCCACAAGACGAUGAACCUGCGAUUCGUAGAACUUCGUGGGACGCAAACCCUCCUUCGCCGUUAGCCGGGAAACGACCAAAGGUUGAGCGAAACGAGCCGAGUGAUGUUUAUGGUGUUCAUCUGCUAGCCUAUUUGGCCUCAGAGAUCCAACAACGUGUUCGUUCCAGGCUAGUAAUUCCAAUCGCUGUUCUUGCUGGCAAGACCGACUUACUAGCCGAGCCUAUGCGCAUGUCUCGCUUCUUGGAUGCCGGUGCUAUCGACGUACUUCCGAGCCCGCUCGGAGUCGACAGAGUUCAAGGCCUGGCUGUCCAUGCAUACCGGACCUACAAGGAGGUUGCACGUGAGGAAGCCGGUUUCGUACUCCAGAAAAGAAACCGAAAGCUGUCAUGGGUUGGAAUAGACGAAGAACGACCUUAUGCUUACUUAAGAGAGGUCAUGGUCUCCGGCCUGAUGAACGGCAUUUGCAAUCCCGACUCUGUGGGCGAGUGCAUCGAUCCAAGCGAGCUCAAGAUUGAACCCAGCAGAAAGGCACUCGUGGCCGAAGCUGUGGGGACGUGGAGUUUCUCUGCCCAUGAUUUCGAUUCAGACGAACUUCUCUACGCUGCCUUGACAAUCCUAGAACACGCCCUGCAGAUGCCAGAACUGGAAAAGUGGCGUAUUUCCACGGAUGAUCUUACCGUCUUUCUUUUUGCUUGCAGACACGCCUACAACGAUUUCGUGCUAUAUCACAAUUUCCGUCACAUCGUCGACGUUCUGCAGGCUGUCUUUUAUUUCCUUCUACAGAUCGGUAUUCUGCCUCCUUAUCCAAAUUCGCAGAAUGAGCAGACUCCUAGGGAGGACCUUGCGCCAGUGGCGUCUUUGCUACAGCCUUUUGAUGCAUUGACACUGCUCAUUUCCGCGAUCGGCCACGACGUUGGUCACCCUGGUGUGAACAAUGCCUUCUUGGUAGCUCUUAAUGCGCCACUUGCUCAGCUGUACAAUGAUCGUUCGGUCUUGGAGGCAUUCCAUUGCGCGGCCUACUCACAGAUCCUCCGCAGAUACUGGCCUCAAGCUUUCGCUGACAUUCCUAUGCGCAAGCUGAUGAUCAAUUCCAUCUUGGCUACCGACAUGGGUCUGCACUUCAAGUACAUGAUUGAUAUGGGCAACCUUCAGGAAAAGUUCUCUUCAAAUGACGACAGCAUUGAGGGUUGGACACCGAAGGCUCUUGAGGAGACUAGGGAUCUCGUCUGCGGAUUGUUGAUGAAAUGCGCCGACAUCAGCAACGUGGCUCGCAAAUACGCCGUUGCAGCGCGAUGGGCUGUAAUCCUUACCGAUGAAUUUUCUAACCAAGGUGCCAUGGAGAAGGAGCUCAAUCUGCCGACUUGUCUGUUCGGAGGUCCGCCUGACAGAGAAGAUUUAGUUAAACUAGCAGAGUCUCAGAUUGGCUUCAUGAGCAUAUUUGCUGGCCCUCUUUUCGAAGGUAUAACAGCCAUCCUGCCAGCCAUGAAAUUCGCGACCGUCGAGAUCGAGACCAACCGAACAAUCUGGGAGGAGAAGAUCCAUGUCGAGAAGAUGAGAAGAGGGUCCAUUGUGGCUAGCCCAAUUGCUCAGCCAUCACCUCGACGGACACCUCUCUCCGUACCUGAGGAGGAACCCGAAGACAGCAACGAAGACGACAUCCCUCCCGAACGAGAUUCGCUUUUCGGACCAUCUCGUACGUCGCAGUCACAAAGUGAUGCACCGAAACCUGACCAUAUUCGGUCGAAUGCAGAGCCAGCGUCGCCAUCAUCGGCUACAAGAGUCCGUCCGACAUCCGCAUCUCCCAUCAAGGGUAACAAAAAGAAAACCAGCACUUCGAGCUUCCACGCACCAUACUCGGUUCCCUUCCACCAGCAUACGAACUCGCGCCGUUCUUCGAAAGAUGCCGCGCUCGAGCAGCUAGAACAGUUGCAGUUGGGUCAACUCAGUAGUUUCUCGCGCAUUGAGAACCAGACCUACGAUAAUGGCCGGCGUGGCAGCGGCGACGCUUCUCUGACAACGAUCCUUGUUCGCAGUCAGACGACACAAAGUAAGCAAGAACCAGACUCACCAAUGAAGCCACCGCCUUCGCCCAACAGGCAAACUAUACGGCCGUUCCCAGCACCCGCUCAACCUGGCGUGCCUUCGUCUGUGCCUGCAUCUCGCAGUCAUGCUACUAGUAACGCGACUGCGACGACAACCACAUGCGCGCAAUCCCCAGGCUCUACACGACCCUCUUCUGUGGAAGAGAUGGAGGGAGGGACCCCCAAAGCAAUACAGCCACCUCCAGUACUCUCAACGGAGAACCCGUUUUUACAUCCAAACUCCAGUCCAGACCUGCACGGGAGAGAACGCAUCUCGCACUCGGCACCUGAUAUCAUGAGCAUUCCCGAAGUACGUGCAGGUAAACUAAAUUCGGUAUCCCACAUCACGUCAGAGCAUGGAGAUGAGGGCGACGACCACCGCGGCAUGUCACAACGACCUUCUGGAAUUCGGGAGAGUCGCAGCCGAAGCAGACUGAGAGGACUACGCUUCUGGAGGAAGAGAUGGAAGAGUCCUGGUCACGGCGCCGAAGUUGAGUCUGAUUCGUGA
Aureobasidium subglaciale EXF-2481 is the source of this 2838-nucleotide messenger RNA. RefSeq lists its product as uncharacterized. The record is from RefSeq and is a predicted model, not a curated record. The transcript is spliced from 6 exons. NCBI's taxonomy places the organism in Eukaryota, Fungi, Ascomycota, Dothideomycetes, Dothideales, Saccotheciaceae. Gene Ontology annotation, molecular function: 3',5'-cyclic-nucleotide phosphodiesterase activity. The coding region runs from base 1 to 2838 and encodes 945 amino acids. Gene Ontology annotation, biological process: signal transduction.